This is a messenger RNA of Solanum tuberosum (potato), 484 nucleotides long. Its product is annotated as protein RDM1-like. Gene Ontology annotation, biological process: gene silencing by siRNA-directed DNA methylation. Gene Ontology annotation, cellular component: RNA polymerase V complex; nucleus. The record is from RefSeq and is a predicted model, not a curated record. Lineage: Eukaryota; Viridiplantae; Streptophyta; Magnoliopsida; Solanales; Solanaceae. Bases 28 to 465 code for a protein of 145 amino acids. The transcript is spliced from 2 exons.
AAAUUAGAAGGAGCUAAGCUUCUGUGAAUGGUUCAACUGUUUUUUAUUUUCUUUUUGCUUUUCAUGGCCGAUCAGGACUUAAAUGUUAUACUCAGAAAAGCGAGAAUGUACCAAGAGUACAUGCAGAUGGUUCCUCUCCCCACAAGGAGGUCCUCUAUGAUUCCUUGUAACUCAUGGAUGGGGUUGGCUGCAUCAAUGAAGGAGUUAUAUGGGCAACCGCUGCACUACCUGACCAACCUCUCCAUGAAGCAGUGGGAUCGUUUGAGGAUUGGGGCCAAUGAUGAAGACGUCCCAUUGGAUACACUUAUCGAUCCAGCCAAAGCCGAAGCAAGCAUUUGGCUUGUAGAAGAAAUGCAUAGGAAUACUACAUCUCCUUUUUUCAUUGCUAGGCUCUGGCAUGGUGAUCCCAUGUAUCAUGUUUAUAUUGAUGCAAUUUUCCCAGAGUUGAAGAAUCCAUCCAAAUAGAUUCUGCUGCAAAUACCAA